CAACUGCGUGACGGUGUCAAGUGCAUGGAAAACACCACCUCAUCAGAAAACACCAGCCCAUCACACCUGUCAGACUCAAAUGUUCGUCGUUACUGUCUCAGUCCUGGAAAUCUUCAGACAGAGACACCGUCACACUGAGCCAUGGAGAAUUUUGCGUUUUUACUGAUUUUCCUACUUGAUGUUUUGGUGUGUUUGGGAACUGGUCAACAACAUUUACGCGCACGUGUAGGACCGUGGAGACACCAGAUUCAGUGGGAGAAUAACGGUCAGCUGUACAGUCUACUCAGCACCGGGACUCAAUACCGCUCCCCCGCGCAGGCUAGAAGACGCACCCAGCUUUUACUAACUUCUAAAAACAGUUUUAACCAAGUUAACCCUCCUGUUGCUUCAGUUAGAUCCACCAGAAGCAGAUCUGGAGACCUCCAGGACGCAGCCGGGGCUCGGUCUCAACAAAACGACCUCAGUCAAACGGAUGCAUCGGUUCUCGGUGCUGAUGCAGGUCAGUAUUUACUCGCCUCAGGGCGACCAGGGGAACAGAGUCAGUCCGCACCGCGCAUGGCCUCUGCCGGGGAGGCUGUGGCUUUGGGAUACCGUUCACACCAGGCUCCAUCAAAUAGCAGCGCUGCCGCUUUCACUUCCAUCCAGGAGUUCUCCGGCAGCGGAGUCCUACGAGGUGGCCGGAGUACAGCUGGAGAUGACGCUGGUGCACAACAGGUAGCUGCGUCACCGGUAAGAUCACCGGGCUUUACGCACAACCGAGGCGGUCGGAUAACAUCUGAGAACUCGGAUUCAAGUGCACGAUCACCUUCCCCAUCUGGAUGGGUCACCAUGGCUGAGGAUAGUGGGAAUGCACGUCGCUUCCCCCAGCAAACCAGUCUGGGUGAUGCUCGCAGCUCGCAAAGAGCGCACACGCUGACCAGGGUCACACCGGAGCCAAAUGUUUCUCCCACAGCGAUGUCCAGCAACGCCGUAGAAAUACACUUUACCCGACCAAGGCCGGAUGCAAUACGAACUACAGACACCAGUGACCCACGAGAUCCACACAGUAUUCACCACAGGAACUCGGUUUUCUAUAAUGUUUACCCGGCGGACCGCAGAAACAGGGUCACUGCGCGCCUUCCACCAGGAACCGGCUAUGGCACCAGAUUCUUCCACAAUGGUCUCCCAGACUUGGUUCCUGACCCCUAUUACAUCCAAGCUGCCUCUUACAUCCAGAGAGUGCAGAUGUAUGCACUUCGCUGUGCUGCUGAAGAGAACUGUCUAUCCAGGUCUGCGUAUCAUCCGAGUGUGAGCGACCUCGACUACAGAGUGCUGCUGCGGUUCCCACAGCGAGUGAAGAAUCAAGGAACAGCAGAUUUCCUCCCAGUGAGGCCCCGACAUGAGUGGGAAUGGCACAGCUGUCACCAACAUUACCACAGUAUGGAGGCCUUCAGUAACUAUGACCUGCUGGACGUCUCCACUGGACAGAAGGUGGCUGAGGGACACAAGGCCAGUUUCUGUCUGGAGGACACAUCAUGUGACCCGGGAAUACGACGGCGCUUUGCCUGCACCGCUCACACACAGGGGCUUGGUCCCGGUUGCUACGAUACAUAUCACGCAAACAUCGACUGCCAGUGGAUCGACAUCACUGAUGUACCACCUGGAAACUACAUACUCAAGGUGACAGUGAAUCCUUCUCAGCUGGUCCAGGAGUCUGACUUUUCCAACAAUGAGGUUCGCUGUGACAUCAGGUACACAGGAAUCUACGUCCAGGCAAGAAACUGCAGGAUUACUGUCUGACCUGAUUGAAGACAAACAUUUUCCUACAGAAAUAUGUAUUUAAUACCUUACUGUUGCUCUCAGCAUACAGUUGCUACUCUGUUGUGCCGCUGUUUUACACUUGUUUACUUUUCUCCUAGAUUUGUCUUUUUGUAUUUAUGACAUUUAAUAUAUUGUAGCUGCAGCCAUGGUGGCUAGAUGUUAUCUUUUUUGUAAGAAUAUUAAUUUUCACUGGAUUUUUAAGCAAUGUAAGACUUCAGGACCUUAAAUUCUUUCUUUUCUACUAUGUGACUGAAUAGGUGCUUAUUGGUGCUAUGGUGCUCUUCCGUCCCUACAGCUUUUGGUUGCAUUAGAUAAAAGUUCCCCUGUUUAAUAGUGAUCAAAUAGGUAUUGUGAACGAUAUCUACAAGUGCUAUUACAAUAUAGAAAAAAAACCCUUCUGUAUCUAUAUUCUAAUGUUUGAGUUUGUGCAUUUCUGUGUAGAUUACCCUGUCAUACUGUCAGUGACAAUAUAUAAUUUUUUUCCAAUCUAGUGGAAGGAUUUUGAAUGCUUGAAAGGUUUUCUGCAUUUUUUUAAAAUCAUGUUUUAUAAUAAAGUUUGUUUUUACUUUUUGGAAACAAAAGUGCCCUUGAAAAUGGAUGCCUUACUUUUUUUCUGUUGACAACCUGGUGAUCAAAACAUAGGUUUAAAUACUCACUACAGACUAGGGAUGGGGUAAUUUGAACAAAUAUUUAAAAACAUGAGGUCAUUCCA
Toxotes jaculatrix (banded archerfish) is the source of this 2512-nucleotide messenger RNA. It is a transcript of the gene loxl5a, whose product is annotated as lysyl oxidase-like 5a. Bases 142 to 1779 code for a protein of 545 amino acids. The transcript is spliced from 7 exons. Lineage: Eukaryota; Metazoa; Chordata; Actinopteri; Toxotidae. Gene Ontology annotation, molecular function: copper ion binding; protein-lysine 6-oxidase activity. The record is from RefSeq and is a predicted model, not a curated record. Gene Ontology annotation, biological process: peptidyl-lysine oxidation.